UUCUCCUGCUUGUGCGACUCACUGCCACAUUCUUCAGAAAGCAGGAGAAACCCUUCUCUCUCGGCGCCUCCCUCCUCUCCUAAAUUGUAUAUCAAAUAGUCAUCAUACUAGUCAAUCAUAAUGCCUUCCAUUGACGUCUCCGAUUACGUGCUGGAGGCUCCGAAGAAGGAGAAGAAGAUGAAAAAGUCGAAAAAGGAGCUGGCCGUAACCGACUCUCCGAUUAGUAGUAGCAAGAAGGAGUCAAAGCUUAAGAAGCGGAAGGCUGUUGAUAUGGACGAUGAGGAAGACAGGAGCGAGACCAGCUCCGAGCUCGGCGACCCCGUCAAUCACACCAAGCCCAACGGCGAUUCGGCGGUGGAGAAGAGCAAGAAGAAAUCCAAGAAGGCCAAGGUGGAGGAGGCUGAGGAGGAGGAGAAGGUUGUGGUGAAGGCGGACGAUCCGAAUGCGGUGACCAAGUUUCGGAUUUCGGCUCCGUUGAGGGCUAAGCUGAAGGAGAAGGGGAUUGAAGCCUUGUUUUCCAUUCAGGCCAUGACGUUCGAUACCAUCUUGGACGGGUCGGACCUUGUCGGCCGGGCUCGCACCGGUCAGGGUAAAACUCUGGCGUUUGUGCUGCCGAUAUUGGAGUCGUUAAUAAAUGGCUCUGCUAAGGAAUUUAGAAAGACCGGAUACGGCAGAGCCCCGACUGUUAUUGUGCUCUUACCCACUAGGGAGCUGGCCAAGCAGGUGUUUGCGGACUUCGAGUUUUAUGGUGGGGCUGUGGGGAUAACAGCCUGCUGUGUGUAUGGUGGAUCUCCGUACGCGACUCAGGAAUAUAAGUUGAAGAGAGGGGUUGAUGUCAUUGUGGGAACUCCUGGUCGUAUCAAGGAUCAUAUUGAGAGGGGAAAUAUAGACUUGAGCACUUUGAAGUUUCGGAUACUUGAUGAAGCUGAUGAAAUGCUGAGGAUGGGUUUUGUUGACGAUGUUGAACAAAUUCUAGGCAAGGUCAAAGAUGUUACUAAAGUUCAAACGCUUCUGUUCAGCGCAACCUUGCCCUCUUGGGUGCAAAAUAUUUCCAAAAGGUUUCUUAAAUCAGAUAAGAAAACUGUAGAUCUAGUUGGUAAUGAAAAGAUGAAGGCCAGCAUCAAUGUUAGGCAUAUAGUUCUUCCCUGCUCUAGUUCAGCUAGAGUAGACGUCAUUCCUGACAUCAUUCGAUGUUAUAGCAGUGGAGGCCGCACUAUUAUUUUCACUGAGACAAAGGAUUGUGCAUCUGAGCUUUCUGAGAGGUUGCAGGGAGCAAGACCUUUGCAUGGGGACAUACAGCAAGGUCAGCGGGAGGUCACACUUGCAGGCUUCAGGUCUGGCAAAUUCUCAACAUUAGUAGCCACAAAUGUGGCAGCUCGUGGACUGGAUAUCAAUGAUGUUCAAUUAAUUAUUCAGUGUGAACCUCCACGUGAUGUAGAAGACUAUAUCCAUCGAUCUGGACGCACUGGGAGAGCAGGUAAUAGUGGAGUUGCUGUAAUGCUUUAUGACCCCAGAAAGUCAAACAUAUCUAAGAUCGAAAGAGAAUCUGGGGUGAAAUUUGAGCAUGUGUCUGCUCCUCAGCCAAUUGAUGUUGCCAAAGCUGCAGGUCUUAGUGCAGCAGAAAUGGUUACUAAUGUCUCUGAUAGUGUAAUUCCUGCAUUCAAGAGUGUUGCUGAGGAGCUUCUAAAAACCUCAGGCCUAUCUGCAGUAGAUCUACUGUCAAAGGCUCUUGCUAAGGCUGCGGGCUACACCGAUGUAAAGAAGAGGUCACUUCUGAGUUCUAUGGAGAACCAUGUCACAGUAUUGCUGGAGGCUGGAAAACCCAUUUACACAGCAUCCUUUGCUUAUUCGGCCUUGAGGAGGUUCUUGCCGGAGGAGAAGGUCGAGUCAGUUAAGGGUAUGGCGCUAACAACUGAUGGAAAGGGUGCAGUGUUUGAUGUCGCUGCUGAAGAUUUGGAUAUGUUUCUGAGGGGUGCGGAUAAUGCAGCCGGUAUCAGUAUACAGGUCCUGGACUCUUUGCCGAGUUUACAAGAAAAAGAAGCAAGGGGAGGACGAUUUGGCAAUGGUGGUGGUAGGUUUGGUGGAAGGGGUGGUGGCAGGGGUGGUGGAAGGAAUGAUAGGUUUGGCGGCGGGAGAGGCCGUGGCAGCUACAACAGAUGGUGAACCCACAGCUUUAGUCGCAUCAAGUAACUUGUGCUGAGCAAACUAUAAAGGUCGCAUUGACAAUUGCUUGAAGUGGGCAAUGGUCUAAACUGAUUAUGGGGGGAGCAUGUCUGACAAUGAAGAAAAAUAUUCAGUAGAGGGUCUUGAUUGGCUCACUCAUGCACUAUUAUUUUUUGCGUGAUGCAUAUUCUGUCCACCCUAGUAUAUCUAUUUGGUUGUUACUAGUUUUAUGUUCUUGUUAGGGUUUGUAGUUUUUAUUCGUUAUUACCAAGACUGGGAUUUUUCCUGUUUCCCCCACAUUCUCAUAUGUACGAACACUGUUUGCUGCAGUAAAACUGAAUGAUAUUUAUAUUU
Molecule: messenger RNA, 2517 nt
Organism: Fragaria vesca subsp. vesca
Lineage: Eukaryota; Viridiplantae; Streptophyta; Magnoliopsida; Rosales; Rosaceae
Product: DEAD-box ATP-dependent RNA helicase 7-like
Exons: 14
Coding region: 121-2163 (680 amino acids)
Molecular function (GO): RNA binding; helicase activity; ATP binding
Source: RefSeq, a predicted model, not a curated record